Molecule: messenger RNA, 1811 nt
Organism: Bombyx mori (domestic silkworm)
Lineage: Eukaryota; Metazoa; Arthropoda; Insecta; Lepidoptera; Bombycidae
Product: translation machinery-associated protein 16 homolog
Exons: 1
Coding region: 125-613 (162 amino acids)
Cellular component (GO): nucleus
Source: RefSeq, marked validated
AGUUGACAUCUCAAAUAUAUUAAGUGUAUAAUCUAUGGUCUUUACAGCAAAAUAAAGAUAGCUCUUAAACCUAUUUGUCUUUUUUUAUAUCAAACUAUUACUUUAUUUUACCAUUAUAAUAAAAAUGGGAAAUCUGAAGAAAAAUUUAGAGAAACUAAAACACCCUAACAGUAGAAAAACUAUGACAUUAGCUAAGAAAUUGAAGAAAUCUGAGAAAAAGGAUCAAAGCAAACUCGGUACUCAUAUUAAGCAAAAUUUAAUCGGCGAAAAAAUCAUGUGGUUCAAAGAGAGAAUACCAGAGGAAUGCGAAGUUUUUGAUAAAGAACAGACACUGAAAUUAAUCGAAAGCUAUUUAAGUCGUUUCGAUGAAGAACUAGAACAGAUCGCAUUAAAAAAUUCAAUUGGGCAAAGGAAAAACCGUCAACACGCGAGUAGGGAAGACGUUAUAAAUAUGACGAGGAAAAAGGAACAGGACGAAUUUGAGACUUGCGGUAUAGAAAUACCGGAUUUAAUGGACCCACAACAAAUGAACGUGUUGAGGAAUUGGAAUGGUGAACUGAGAUUUCUUCAGCAUUUUAAGUUAAAAAGAUUCACUAAGAAAAUUUUGAUGUAGUUUCUUUAAGGUUCUAAUUCUUCUUCAGAAACACAGGUGUAAGAGAUUAGAGAAUUAGAGAAGAUUAGAGAAUCCAUUAUUAGAGUAAAAUAGUGUCAGCUACAACCUCGAAACAUAUUUUAGAGCUAUAUAAGCUAUAUUAAAAAAUAAAUAGAGCCUUUGUAGACGUUAACUAACAAACAACAAAUAUUGAAACAGCAUUGUUAUUGAACUGUAUAUUGUUAUUAUUAUACUUAAAAUGUUAGAUUAAAAUUUACACGCUUAAGUCUUAAAACAAAUAAAUUUUACUAUUUUGUUUUAUUUACAUACAGGCUUGAAAUUCCAACAAUCACCAUGUUGGUCUUGAUUUUUGACCUACUCAAUAACCUACUGCUUGAACAACACUGAUAUGGCCUUUAUGACGAAACCUUUUACAGUAUUCACAGUAUUUUACAGUAUUUUUUAAAAUUUUCAUAAUAAUAAUAAUAUUUCAUAAGUUUCAUAUAUUGGUUUUUUGUACUAAAAUAAGUCAUAAUUUGGCUGAAAUUAUCUAAGAGGUGCUGGUUUCACAUUAAAGAGUAUGUGGGUAUAGUGUGUAUGUGUCUGUCUGGUGCGUUUUUUAUUGCAUUAAUGGGUGGCUCAUGUUCACGGCCCACCUGAGGUUAAGUGGUUAUUGGACCCCAUAGACAUCUACAACGUAAAUGCUAUUAUACACCUUGAGACAUGAGUUCUAAGGUCUGUGUAGUUAAAACGGCUGACCCGCACUUCAAACCGAAAUGCAUUACUGCUUCAUGGCAGAAAUAGGCAAGGUGGUGGUACCUACUAGUGCGGACUCACAAGAGGUCCUGUCAUCAGUAAAAAACUAGGAUCUACUAAAAAUAUACAUAUAUAAUCAUGCACUUUAACAGUUAUAAAUAAAUGUACAUUAUAUUCGUAAAUAGAAUUGUUUGAGUUUAUUUUUGUUUGAUUAAUUAUAUUCAUUUUAUAUGUACAAAACAACACAUUUCGAUGAUUUACAAAUAAAUUUUGAAUAAGGAAAAGUCUAUUAAUUUGUGUAAAUGCAUUUAUUUAUGUUAUUUAUUACUUCAUGUGAACUGAUAAUUUUGUUAGUUUGUAGCCACUAGGCUUACCGCAUAUUAUGAAUAUUGAUAUCACUAAAACAUAAGUACUGUUAAAAAGAAAAUGUUUUUUAUACAAAUAAAACCACAAUAUACUAUAA